GUCAGCUGAUCCCAGCCAUCGCAAUCACUUGCCUAAUUCAUCAGAUUUCCAUCACUCCGGAUCAUAUGCUGUAUCCAGCUCACCACCUCCUUGCUGUGCUUUGUGAGCUAUGACUCCAGUAUCUGCAGCUUCCAUUUACCACUGGGCAAGAGAUAUGAACACAACCUUCUCUGCUGAAGACAGAUGAAUGGCUAACAAACAUUUGAAAAAAAUUCUCGUUGUCCCUGAUCAUCAGAGAAAUGCAAAUCAACACCACCCUGAGCUAGUGACAACUGGGCUGCUCAAAGCAGAAAGAACUCUGAGCUGAGCAGUGGAGGCUUCCUGGAUCUGGAGAGAAGAGGCAACCUCGGAACCAAUAAUGAACCAUCCUGAAUAUAGGCCCAACCUCCGGACCUUGGGGACCCCCAGAGGUGUGUCCUCUGUGGUUGGCCCACAAAGCGUUGGUGCUUCGCCAGGUGACAAAAAGGCAAAGAACAAGUCCAUGAGAGGGAAGAAAAAGAGCGUAUUUGAAACCUAUUUGUCCAAAGAGGAGGUUUCAGAAGGUUUGAAGAAAAGGACACUUAUCCAGGGUGUAUUGAGAAUUAAUCCAAAGAAGUUUCAUGAAGCCUUCAUUCCUUCCCCGGAUGGUGAUCGAGACAUUUUUAUUGAUGGGGUUGUUGCUCGUAAUAGAGCCUUAAAUGGGGAUCUGGUGGUUGUAAAACUGCUUCCUGAGGAGCAGUGGAAGGUAGUUAAACCAGAGAGCAAUGACAAAGAAACAGAAGCUGUCUGUGACUCAGAUCUCCCUGAGGAGCUCUGUGGACACCAUAUUCCGCAGCAGUCCCUGAAAAGCUAUAAUGACAGUCCUGAUGUCAUUAUAGAGGCUCAGUUUUAUGAUAGCGACUCAGAAGAUGGACAUGGCAACACACAAAAUGUGCUGGUUGAUGGUGUAAAGAAGCUCUCAGUUUGUGUUCACGAAAAAGGAAGAGAGGAUGCUGGUGUACCAGUUAAAAAAGAUGAGGACACCUUCAUGUCACAAGACACGAGAGGUUUACCAGAGAAAUCUCUGCAAAGAUCAGCAAAGGUGGUUUACAUCUCGGAGGAAAAACAUUCUCGAGCAGCAACGGGCUUCCUCAAACUCUUGGCUGAUAAGAACAGUGAACUGUUUAGGAAAUAUGCCCUGUUUUCUCCCUCAGACCACCGAGUGCCUAGAGUUUACGUGCCUCUCAAGGACUGUCCCCAGGACUUUGUGACACGACCUAAAGAUUAUGCCAACACACUGUUCAUCUGCCGCAUCGUGGACUGGAAGGAAGACAGCAAUUUUGCCCUGGGGCAGCUGGCUAAGAGUCUUGGACAGGCUGGUGAAAUUGAGCCUGAAACAGAAGGAAUACUAACAGAGUAUGGUGUGGAUUUCUCUGAUUUCUCCCCAGAAGUUCUAGAAUGUCUCCCUCUAGGGCUGCCAUGGACAAUUCCACCAGAGGAGUUCAGCAAGAGAAAGGAUUUAAGAAAAAGUUUGCUGACACCUGUUAUGGACCAUUCUAAUUUCAAAAGGCAAGACUGUGUCUUCACCAUUGACCCAUCAACUGCCCGAGACCUUGAUGAUGCCCUCUCCUGCAAGCCACUUGCUGAUGGCAAUUUUGAAGUGGGAGUUCACAUCGCUGACGUGAGUUACUUUAUUCCUGAGGGAUCUGAUCUGGACAGAGUGGCUGCUGAGAGAGCCACAAGUGUCUACUUGGUUCAGAAGGUGGUCCCCAUGCUUCCUAGGUUGCUGUGUGAGGAGCUGUGCAGCCUCAACCCCAUGACCGACAAGCUGACCUUCUCUGUGAUCUGGACACUGACUCCAAAGGGCAAGAUCCUUGAUGAAUGGUUUGGUCGGACCGUCAUCCGCUCCUGCACGAAACUGAGCUAUGAGCAUGCACAGAGCAUGAUUGAAAGCCCAACUGAGAGAAUCCCUGAGAAGGAGCUGCCCCGCAUUUCUCCAGAGCACAGCAGCGAGGAGGUACACCAGGCUAUCUUGAACCUCCACGAGAUUGCAAAGCAGUUACGUCAACAGCGCUUCGUGGAUGGCGCACUGCGUUUGGAUCAGCUAAAGCUUGCCUUUACUCUGGACCAUGAGACUGGAUUGCCUCAAGGAUGUCAUAUCUAUGAGUACCGUGACAGCAACAAGCUCGUGGAGGAGUUUAUGCUCUUGGCCAACAUGGCAGUGGCUCACAAGAUCUACCGUGCCUUCCCUGAACGGGCCUUGCUACGCCGGCACCCUCCACCCCAGACAAAGAUGCUCGACGACCUGAUAGAAUUCUGCGACCAGAUGGGGCUACCCAUGGACUUUAGCUCUGCAGGAGCCCUCAAUAAAAGUCUGACCAAAACAUUUGGAAAUGACAAAUACUCACUGGCCCAGAAGGAGGUGCUCACCAAUAUGUGCUCCCGGCCCAUGCAGAUGGCGGUGUACUUCUGCUCGGGGCUGCUGCAGGACCGGGCACAGUUCCAGCACUACGCCCUCAACGUGCCGCUGUACACACACUUCACCUCUCCCAUCCGCCGCUUCGCCGACGUCCUGGUGCACCGGCUCCUGGCUGCUGCUCUAGGCUAUAGCAAGCAGCUGGAUAUGGAGCCUGAUGCCCUGCAGAAGCAGGCUGACCACUGCAAUGACCGCCGCAUGGCGUCCAAGCGUGUGCAGGAGCUCAGCACUGGCCUCUUCUUUGCCAUCCUUGUCAAGGAAUGUGGUCCCCUGGAGUCAGAAGCCAUGGUGAUGGGUGUCCUGAACCAAGCUUUUGACGUGCUGGUGCUGCGCUACGGAGUCCAGAAGCGCAUCUACUGCAACGCCCUGGCCCUGCGGUCCCACAACUUCCAGAAGGUCGGCAAGAAGCCGGAGCUCACGCUUGUCUGGGAGCCUGAGGAUAGUGAGCAGGAACCGGCCCAGCAGGCUCUGCCACAGGUCAUCACCAUCUUCAGCCUGGUGGAAGUCGUCCUGCGGGCAGAGACCACGGCCCUCAAGUACAGCGCAGUCUUGAAACGGCCAGGCACCCACAGCCUCCUGGGCCCUGGGGAGGAGGAAGACCACGAUGAGGAGUCUGCAGACGAGCCAGACGACUGAGGCCAGGCACCUGCCCCUGCCCACUGGCUUGUAGGACCUGUUGACACCAAAAGGGAUUUUUAAUUUGGCUUUUAUUAACUCAGGGGCUUGUUUUUAUUUUUAUUUUUGCAUUGUAUUUUAUUUUUGCAGCUCCGUUUUUAAAUGAACUGCAGGGGAGGAGUGGAACUGGACAGAAGGCUGAGGCCUGGCCAGGGCUGACCCCAGCAGAUUGGGCCCCAAUUUGCCUAGCUGCCACCCCUCUCCUGCCCAGUAACCACUGCCAUCCCCUGCCCAGGAAAUGGGGGAUUUCAGCAAAUCAGUGUCAUGGAAUAAAAUCAAGUGUGAACUGCUGUCUGGUGUGUGGGGUACCACUCAGAAGCCGGGCAGUGGGUUCUCCUUACACUCCAGGCAAGGACAGCAGACUGGGCUCAGGCUUCACCCCUCACAGCUGAGCUGGGUCACCACUCAGAAACUCCCUGUCAGUUCUAGCAUGAUUCAGAGCUGGCCACAUGGCAGAUUGAUGCCAGAGUCUCAUUCUGGCUGAUUAAAAAAUGUAAUUAGUAUGCAGGACAGUGAGCUCACCCAUCACCCUGACGCAUGUGCCCAUGUCCACCCCGCCCCCACUUCCUCUCUGCAGCCACCCCGUGUGGCCUGGUAGGCAUAGGUCCUGUCACACCCCCUCCCCCUGUUCCCAGCCCAGCACUCUAGAGGGGCAGUAUCUAAUCCCUGAUGUGAGUCAGUGUCUCUGUACCUCCAGUCCCAAUCCUGGGUUCCAGCAAUGCCAAGGAAACGGGACAAAAUCAGCCUGGGCUUGAGGAGAGGAGGACUGGAGCACCUAGGGAUCCAGGGACACGGCAGGAGGCCACUGAGCAGCUCCCUUCCUCAGUGCCCUGAACACAGCCUGUGCCUACCACACACACACACACACACUCCUCCAGAGAACCCUGGCCUGGCUUUUCCAAGAGCUGCCAGAAAUCAGGAUGAAAACCAUGGUGACUGAGGCCUUGUUCCACACACUGUUCCUGGGAUGUCAGGAUUAACGAGCUCAUUUGAUCCAGUUACAGUGAAUUUUCUUCAAAGCAAAAUUCAACACGGCAGCUUGUUAGAGUGGUGCUGGUGCCUGGAGUCAGUGACUGGCAUAGCUGCCUCCGCACUGCCACUGUCGGCUGGAGGGGACACAGUACUGCACCUGCCUUCAUAGCCAUCUCUCCUCUAGUGCCUUAGCCCAGUCUGUCUGUCCUGCCACCCCAAGUCUACCCCAGUAGCCACCAUGGGCCCCCACUGCUUCUGCACUCAGAGCCUUCUCCUGAACCAAGUAUCUAUGAGGACAGACAGGUGAG
Molecule: messenger RNA, 4389 nt
Organism: Nycticebus coucang (slow loris)
Lineage: Eukaryota; Metazoa; Chordata; Mammalia; Primates; Lorisidae
Gene: DIS3L2
Product: DIS3 like 3'-5' exoribonuclease 2
Exons: 23
Coding region: 359-3070 (903 amino acids)
Biological process (GO): miRNA catabolic process
Cellular component (GO): P-body; exosome (RNase complex)
Molecular function (GO): 3'-5'-RNA exonuclease activity; RNA binding
Source: RefSeq, a predicted model, not a curated record